Messenger RNA from Rubroshorea leprosula, 2219 nucleotides. The record is from the annotation of a GenBank genome assembly. Lineage: Eukaryota; Viridiplantae; Streptophyta; Magnoliopsida; Malvales; Dipterocarpaceae.
UGCAAAGUGAUACAUUUUGAUGAUAUAGUUGACCCUGGUUUUGUCUUAUAUUUGGGUUAUCAGCUAUUUGUAUAUAUGUAUUUUUUUUAAUCUUAUUUUUGAUUCCAGUGCAUGGAAAUUAGGUAGAUAUCAAGAAGUUAGUCUAACUUAGUGUCCACAUGUUCCCUUUUUUGCGCCUCCCCCAUCUUCUUCUUAUUCAUCAUCACAUUUCCCAUAAUUUUAGUGUCUGCUUCCUUGCAACUGUGUAAUGCCAACUUAUAAUUAGUUCUUGUCAUGUUUUUAUCUUAAAGCAUCUGAUUAAACCCUUUGUCGUUUUCAAGUCAACUACAGGAUUAGUUAAAAGGUGAUUGAUCCAAGAUUCCUAGUUCAAGCCUCCCUUUUUAGGCAAGUUCUUUUUUCAACAAGUAGGAGCUGGAUGCUUUGAUAUUAACACUGCCUUUCAUAAGGGAGGUGAAGCUUCUGGUAUAUAUGAUGAGUCAGAAAUGAAUGAUCCAACAAUGUGCAUUGUGUUUCCUCUUUCUCAUCAACCAAGAUUACGGAACAAACACAGUUGCUUUAACUGCUGCUUUACUUAACAAUGGAUUGAUUGGCAAAGUAGCUUCAAGUUCUAACGACUUGAUGAAAAAUGGUGGUGCUCACAAGAUCCAUUAUAGACUCAUAGUUGCAGCUACAAGCUUCUACCCUCCAAAGAAUGCCCUCUCUAGUAAGGACAUGGAUUUUCUUUGAGUUUUUCUUGUAACUUCCCUUGAUCAAUUCCCUUAAUCAAGGACAAUUCGAGGAUAUAUUUUAAAGUGGAUGGAGUAAUGCUUCAAGGCAGCAUUAUGCAAAAAUCAUUUCAAGGAUUCCUUUGUUGUAUAUAUCCAUACAUCUGGCGUUGCGAAAAGUCUUCAUGAACUCAUACAUGAACUGCAUGGGGCUUGGAUGAAAUAUAUCAAGUCAUGGGAGCUUUAAAAUAAUGGCUAGUGGCUGGUUUUGAUCAUCAUUGCAAAAAUAGUAGAGAGACAGUGAGAGUGAGUUGCAACAGCAGUAAGGUCAGUAGAGGAGUUAGUUCUGCCAGAUGAUUAGUCAUUUUGGUCUCCGGUUCCUCUUGGAACGCGCUUAGCAUACUUGGUGAGAUUUAUCCCAAAUUUAAUGGCAGAUUUUGACUUCCAGCUUUAUUAUGAUGAUGACUGUGACAUUGGUGAUCCAAGAAUUUAUUUUUGAUGAUUUAUUGUUAUGUACAAUCUCUGGUGUUUCCUAAAGUAGAAGAAACUUCGUUGUUGUCAUAACCCAAUUUUAAUAGGGGCUAAAUGACAAAAUUAGAGGUCUAUGGACUAUUGUUGCAAAAAAAUGAAACUUGAAGUGCUCAAAGGAGGAAUCAACAAAACGACAUUCACCAAAACAGAAAAAAAAAAAAAAUUGCUUGGCUUAUCCUAAAUCCACUCAGGUUUUGAAGAUAUUUUGGGAGAUCGAAAGUUAUCAACAAGAGGUGCAAAAGAAGAGUUCAAAAUAGAUUCAAAGUGGGGAGUUCUAAACAUAAAAGGUAUGAAUCUAGACUUGAAAAGAGGAAGAUGUGGGAAAAACUAAGAAAUCCCAUUCCAGAUAAGAUUUCCAGAUAAGAUUGAGUUGUUAUCUUAGGGAUUGGGAUUGAGUAUUAGAAGCAUAUUAGGAUUGGGUUUUUUCCUUUGUCUAUAAAAAGGGAUCUUUGGCUUUAGAGAGAAAUUCGAGAGUUGAGAAGGAGAAAGAAAGCAAAAGCUGAAAGAGAAGAAAAGGGAGAAGAAACCGAGAGAAAGCCAAGAAAAAAAAAAAAGCAGAACCAGAGGUGAAGUAGCUGUAGAGGGUGAGCGAAGAAGAAACUUGUAUUUGAAAUUUUAUAAAAUAAUAAAGCUUUAAUCCUUCAGCUCCAUACAGAUCUCCAGAUUAAAUCUCUUAUAACUAACAAUCCAUUAAAUGAAUGUAUAAAAUCUCCCAUUAAACUUUAGUUUAUAAGAUCAUGAUCUAUAUCUCAAAUCUAUAUUCACUUUACAAAAUGGCUAGCUUUCUAACUCGUCACUCCCCUCAGUUUCUCCGUCCUCGGUUUCGCUUCCUGAAAUGGUGGACAAGGAAAACUAUGAGAUAACUCAGUAAGUAAAUAUGGAUAACCCUUAGGUAAAACUUUUAGCAUGCCAGAUAAACCAUGUAAGUAUAACAGAACUUUCACUGAUAAACCGUUAAUGCGGAAAUCAAUUUCCGUUCAAUUG